GUUAAUAUUUGUCGGCGCAGGGUUCUGCUUUUUAUCGUCAUCAAUUUUGCAUUACUUUUCUACGUCGUUAAAUGGUGGGAAAUAAAAUAACAAAAACCAUUAAUAACUAGAAAUAUGCAAUUUCAAUAAAAACUACAUUAAAGAAAAUAAAUUAAAAAUUUAAAGUUUAGAAAACAAGAAAAAAAUAUACACCAACGAGCCAAGAAAAUGUAAUAAAUAAAAUUGUUUAUCUAUUGAAAAAGAUGAAAAAGUCAAUAAAAUAAAAACAAUUGAAGAGCACACCUAUAGCUGAACUCUUCACUCUAAUGUGGUGAACCAGUAGAGAGAGAAUGAAAUAAAUAGUGAGUGCGGGAGUACAGAAAAACUGGAAGAAGAAAAAAAUUUCUUUAGUCGCGUCCACUAACAAAUCAACGUUAAGAAAGUCAAAAAGCAAAAAAUAUCCUUACAAAAUAUAAGAAAAAUUUCAAAAAAAAGAAAUAGUGCACAAAUAAUUUUUUUAUUAAUAAAUAGAAGAUAAAUUAUCAUAAUGUAAUUGUUGUUGUAAAAAAUGCAUAAAACAAGUAUUAAAUAGGAAAAUAACUGUACUUGUAGUGUAAAGACAAGAAUUAAAGAAAAAAAAAUAAUAAAAAUAGACCAAAAAACCGCUAAACGUAAUAAUAAGAAACGAAACAACAACAAUACGUAGAGAAAAUUACAACAACUAAUAAUAAACUUCAUUCUUCUGUUGAUGGACGAAAGGAUUUAAAGUUUCUAUACGAAUUUCUAAACAGUGUUUGCUUUUUCCAUUUAAUCCAUGGAUUCGAAUGAUAAUUCCACGGAUAAGGAAGAUUAUUGUGGCGCAAGAAUGGAUUUGAAUAUUGACAACUAUCGGCCAACUAGUGAUAAUACCCCAAAAGCAGCAAGUAGUUAUGAACAUGGCUCUAUUAAGAAAUUAUUAGUUAAUCAAGUGCCUGCAGAGAAUGAGGAGGAUGAUGACGAAGAAGAUGAACAUACAGGUGACGAUGAUGAUGAUGAUGACGAAAACGAUUCUUUGGAACAAGAAGAGCUUGAUAUUGAAAUGAAAUUGUUAAAUGAAACGGAAAACAAUAAGAAUGCAGGCAUUCUUCAAGGGGAUACAAAAAAUCAUGCCAACCUUAAGUCCGCCGAUCCAGAUGAUACCCUUAAUACAGCCAAGGAUAAAGCAACACAUUCUAGUAACGAAUUACCCUCCUCAAUACAAUCACCUCCCAGUUUAACCUGUGAAAAUGAUGAUAAAACACAAUCAUCGUGUUUAACUUCUCCUCAUGCUUCCACACCCGGCUCCACACCUCCCUCAGCGACAGUUGUUGGCCCAACUAUGGGCCAAGAGCAUUCACCAGCGAAUUCAUCUGUUAAUACACCGCCCACAGAUACCAGUACGCCUAAACAUUCUCCCGAAUCUGUACCCCAAAGUCCAACUACUUUGGCUAAUAAUUGUAUACAACAGCCCAUCAAUGUAGUGCGCAACGGCACAAUACCAAAUGCUGGCAAACCGUUGCUAUCGACCAUGAGUAGAAAAUUGGAAAGAUCAGUAAAAACAACACGUACACGAAAACCAAAGUCAUCGGUGGCCAUGUAUGAAAGUGAGAUAAGCGAAAAUCAAAGCGGCAUUAAGUUGUGCAUAAAGAAGUCAGACAGUUCACUGAAUACCUCAGCCGUAAUGGCUGCCGUAGCCAGAGGUCUUAAUAAAUCGGGCACAUCAUCGGUGAGAAGUCGUAAAAGUUCAAGAACUGUUAAGCAGCGUGUUAAACUGGAUGAUCAUGAAAACGAUGAAAUGGACUAUGAACCUAAACGUAAAAAGGAACGUAAUACAAAAAGACAAACACCCUCAGCCACGGCCGUAACAAUAAAUGACACCGAUGAACCGAGAGAAGCAAUAGAACAGACCAUAUGGGGAUCACAAUUACCAGAACCAGUACUUUUUAAGAUUUUUCAAUAUGUUGUGGAUAAAGAAGGUUGCCUUCCAACAUUAUUCCGUUUGGGUAGAGUAUGCUCACUGUGGCGUCGCGUUUCAUUGUCCCCGACCUUAUGGCGUGUCAUGGAUUUAAGUACUUGGAUAAAGGAAAAAUAUCGCACGGAGUUAAAGUUAAAAUGGUUUGUCGAUAAUCGUUGUAGCUGCUGUACAGAAUUAAAUGUUUCACAAUGGAAAGUCACCGAUAUCAAUUGUUUUUUGUUAAAACUUGCUGUGGGUGCUCCAAAUUUAACCAGCAUCACUUUGUCCGGUUGGAAAGGUUUCACUUAUGAUCAUUUAGGUUAUCUAGUUGAAAAUAUGAAAAAACUCGAACGUAUAGAUUUAAGUUCCGUAAAUGUUGAAAUGAAUGCUAGUAAAAGUGCUGUAGGAGUACAAUCACUGUGCAAUUCAAUGCAAGUAAUGGGCGAACGUUUAACGCAUCUCUAUUUGGCGCACAAUCGUUUAGCUGGCAUACCACAAUUAGUCAAUGUUUUAUCGACUCAUUGCCCAAAUUUAGUACUUUUAGACUUAUCAAAUGUUACAACUCAAGCCACUUCUCAUGGUAUUUUACAUAUAGAAAAAUUACAGCAAGGCUGUCCAAAACUAAAAGUUUUGCGUAUUACAAAUUCUCAUAUAACCUUAAGUACAGCUUCACUGCAGGAAAUGAUGGAUUCUCCAGGUUUUCCCGAAUUGGAAGAACUUUCUGUGGCUGUUACCGAUGAAUCGCGUGUUAUUGGCGAUGAACAUAUUCAACGUAUUUUGAAAUCAUCUUCAAAAUUAAAACUAUUAGAUGUUCGUGGCUGCGCUCGUUUAACCCAUGAAAGUCUUAUACGUUUACCUGCUUGGGAUAUAAAACAUUUAUUUUUAUCUGGCUGCUCAGUUACCAGAGAUAUGGGAUCGGGUCUUGAAUUGAUUGCUUCAAAAUGGGCACAUAGUCUUAUUGAAUUGGAUCUUGCUUGGGCAAAUGUGCAACUUCCUUUGGAUAAUGCCCUACGUGCCUUGGCCGACAAGGGCGCUGAGUCACGUUUAGCCCAUCUUAAUUUAUGUGGUUCAUCAGUAUCCGAAGAUGCUGUUAAAGAGAUUUUAGCCAAUUGUCCUUUAAUGAGCACAUUAAAUUUGUCUUCUUGUCGUGGUUUACCACGUGGUGUUAAACGUCAAAUGCAAGGACCACAAGAACUCAAUGAAUUGAGAGAUGUUUUAAAAGUUCAAUUAAAAGUCAAAUUACCAGAAACUGUAACAUCAGCUCAAAAUGCAGCGUCGUCGUCGUCGUCUUCGACUGGAACCACAACAACGAGUGCAAAUACAAACGAUGGUGGUGGUGGUGGUGGUGGCGGUGGUGUUGGUAGUCUAUAGUGUUUAUCUUAAACA
This is a messenger RNA of Lucilia cuprina (Australian sheep blowfly), 3337 nucleotides long. RefSeq names its product F-box/LRR-repeat protein 6 (gene Fbl6). Gene Ontology annotation, cellular component: SCF ubiquitin ligase complex. NCBI's taxonomy places the organism in Eukaryota, Metazoa, Arthropoda, Insecta, Diptera, Calliphoridae. Gene Ontology annotation, molecular function: protein binding. The coding region runs from base 794 to 3322 and encodes 842 amino acids. The transcript is spliced from 9 exons. The record is from RefSeq and is a predicted model, not a curated record.